GCCGCCAACUCCCACUUCUCCGCUAUAUAACUGCAGCACCUCACGUUUUCAUUGCCCUACUUCGCAAUUCCAAUUCGUGUUACUUGAUUUACCACCAAAAACAGCCACCACAGGUUUCAAUUUCGUCUUCGAACAAGGAAAAGCACAAUCUUUCCUCGGCGACGAACCUGUCUCUCUUUUUUGAGGUAAAGACAUUUUAUUCUAGUAUGGCAGAUAGUGAAUCCGUUGUUACCGAAGCAUCCGCUCAUUCCGGUGCGGAGGCAUAUGCUUCGGCUGGUUAUGUGGAGUCUGGAACAAAUCCUGCUGUCGAGGCAGGUUCUACUGCUGAUCAACCUUCUGGAGAAGGAGCUCAGUCCACUUCAACCUAUGGAUUUGGUUAUUCUAAUACUGGUGAUGUGAAUUCUUAUGCUGGGGAUCCGAAUUCUGUUCUACAACAAUCCCAAUUCAAUGCAACUGGUGAUACCAAGCCAGCUGGUGGAGUGCCUGAUGCUAACGAGGCCUCUGCUGGGGUUGGAAGCACUGCUGCUGAGCCUGCUCUGGCUUCUGACUACAGUUCAUCUAUCAAUGGUGGUGUAGUCGGUUCAGUGACGAAUGUUGGCGGACUUGAAAACGGGAAUGCAUUGGAAAACAUUGACGGGUCAGCUGAUGAAAAACAACUCGCAGAUGGCUACGCAGCUGCCUUGUCUGCUGAGGAAGAUCGACUAUGGAAUAUUGUAAGAGCUAAUUCUUUAGACUUCAGUGCCUGGACUUCCUUGAUUGAAGAGACAGAGAAGGUAGCCGAGGACAAUAUUCUGAAGAUUCGAAGAGUUUAUGAUUCCUUUCUAGCAGAAUUUCCAUUGUGCUAUGGUUAUUGGAAGAAGUAUGCUGACCAUGAGGCACGACUUGGCUCUAUUGAUAAAGUUGUUGAGGUGUAUGAGCGUGCUGUUCAAGGGGUUACAUAUUCAGUGGACAUGUGGUUGCAUUAUUGCAUAUUUGCUAUAAGUACAUAUGGCGAUCCGGACACUGUUCGUAGGCUUUUUGAACGAGGAUUGGCUUAUGUUGGAACAGAUUAUCUUUCUUUUCCCCUCUGGGAUAAAUACAUUGAAUAUGAGUACAUGCAGCAGGACUGGGCUCGCCUUGCUAUAAUUUACACCAGAAUAUUAGAGAAUCCAAAUCAACAGUUAGAUCGGUAUUUCAGCAGCUUCAAAGAGUUAGCUGGAAACCGACCUUUGUCAGAGUUACGAACUGCUGAAGAAGCUGCUGUAAGUGUUGCUUCAGAGGCUACUGGACAAGGUACUGAAGGAGAAGUUCAUCCUGAUGGUGCAGAGAAGUCUCCUAAAUCUGUAAGUGCUGGCUUAACAGAAGCAGAAGCGUUGGAGAAGUAUAUCGCCAUUAGAGAAGAGAUCUAUAAAAAAGCUAAAGAGUUCGAUUCUAAGAUCAUUGGUUUUGAAACAGCUAUCCGAAGGCCCUAUUUUCAUGUACGGCCUCUCAAUGUUGGAGAGCUCGAAAAUUGGCACAACUAUCUAGAUUUUUUGGAAAGGGAAGGUGACUUAAGCAAGAUUGUCAAGUUGUAUGAGAGGUGUGUCAUUGCAUGUGCCAAUUAUCCCGAGUAUUGGAUACGCUAUGUUCUCUGUAUGGAAGCCAGUGGAAACAUGGAUCUUGCAAAUAAUGUUCUUGCCCGAGCCACCCAAGUCUUUGUUAAGAGACAACCAGAGAUACAUCUUUUUUGUGCCCGGUUUAAGGAGCAGAAUGGAGAUAUAGAUGGUGCUAGAGCUGCCUAUCAACUUGUGCAUACUGAAACUUCCCCUGGUCUUCUUGAAGCAAUAAUCAGGCAUGCCAAUAUGGAACGCCGAUUGGGAAAAAUGGAGGAUGCCUUCUCCUUGUAUGAACAGGCCAUUGCUAUUGAGAAAGGAAAAGAACAUUCACAAACAUUGCCGAUGUUGUUUGCUCAGUAUUCUCGAUUUGUUUAUUUGGCUUCUGGGAAUGCAGAGAAGGCAAGACAGAUUUUAGUUGAGGGGCUGGAGAAUGUUUUGUUGUCAAAACCACUGCUUGAGGACCGGAGUUCGAGACACAUGAUUGGCACCGGAUGUGAGUCUCAUGGUCUGUAUCAUCUUCGUUCUCCUUCACAUGUUGGCGCGGCUAUGGAAUCACCAUCCCUUCUUCAUGCACAAUUUGGUCAUCCCAGCCUUGCCAAACUGCAACAACUUGUCCCCAGCUUGUCCAAGUUAUCUAGUUUGUCGUGUGAGUCUUGUCAAUUAGGAAAGCAUAGUCGUAGUUCGUUUCCUUGUAGUGUCUCACAACGAGCUUUGUCCCCUUUUGCAUUAGUUCAUUCGGACAUUUGGGGACCUAGUCGUGUUAAGUCUACUUUAGGUUUUCAAUAUUUUGUUACUUUUAUUGAUGAUUAUUCAAGAUGUACUUGGUUAUAUUUAAUGAAAAAUCGUUCUGAGUUGUUCUCUAUUUUUCAAUCAUUCUUUCAUGAAAUUAAAACACAGUUUGGGGUUUCUAUUCGAAAUUUGCGGAGUGAUAAUGGUCGUGAAUAUCUCUCUCAAUCCUUCAAACAUUUUAUGGCUUCUCAGGGCAUUCUUCAUCAAACAUCAUGCGCUUAUACACCCCAACAAAAUGGAGUGGCUGAGCGCAAGAAUAGGCACCUUAUUGAAACAACUCGCACUCUUUUAAUUCAUGGUGCAGUUCCUUCACAUUUUUGGGGUGAUGCGGUUCUUACUGCUUGUUAUCUUAUUAAUCGCAUGCCUUCUUUAGUCUUGCAUAACCAAGUUCCUCAUUCUAUUUUAUUUCCUCACGACCCUCUUCACCCUUUACCUCUUAAAGUCUUUGGGUCCACAUGUUUUGUUCAUGAUUUUAGUCCUGGCUUGGAUAAGUUGUCUCCGAGAGCCCACAAAUGUGUCUUCUUAGGAUUCCCCCGCUCACAAAAAGGGUAUAAGUGUUUCUCUCCUUCCCUCAAUCGUCAUUUUAUCUCCGCUGAUGUCACCUUUGACGAGUCUUCUUUUUACUUCACACACCCCUCUUCUCGUUGUGAGCCACCAUCUACUACUAUAGAUAUCCCUGUUGUGUGUGAUCCUCCUAGUGUGCCCACUUCCAGUGCCACCUCGGAUUCUCCUCAGCCACCUCCGAGUGUACCUAUUGCGGAUAGACCACCUCUUCAGGUUUAUAGCAGAAGACAUCGUUGCCAACCACCAACUCAUGACUCACAUCAAGUGCCGAGUUAUUUGUCUCCUCCGGUUCCAACAACUGAGUCUGAUCUUCCCAUUGCCCUUCGUAAAGGUAUGCGUUCUACCCGUAAUCAUUCUCCUCAUUAUGCUGCUUUGAGUUAUCAUAGAAUCUCUCCAUCUUUCUAUACAUGCCUUUCGUCUAUUUCCUCUUUGUCAAUUCCAAAAUCUUUAGGUGAUGCAUUAGCCCACCCUGGUUGGCGUCAGGCCAUGCUUGAUGAAUUGAGUGCUCUCAGGCAUAGUGGAACAUGGGAUCUUGUUCAAUUACCAUCCGGGAAAUCUGUUGUUGGUUGCAGGUGGGUCUAUGCUAUCAAAGUUGGCCCUGAUGGCACUGUUGACCGUCUCAAAGCUCGCCUUGUUGCCAAAGGUUACACACAGAUCUUUGGUUUGGAUUAUGGUGAUACUUUUUCUCCAGUGGCCAAGAUGGCAUCUGUUCGCUUAUUCAUUGCCAUGGCUGCUCUUCGCCAAUGGCCUCUUCACCAACUUGAUGUAAAAAAUGCAUUCCUCAAUGGCGAUUUGAAUGAAGAAAUUUAUAUGGAGCAACCUCCGGGUUUUGUUGCUCAGGGGGAGUCUUCUGGAUUGGUUUGUCGUCUUCACAAAUCUUUAUAUGGCCUAAAGCAGUCUCCUCGGGCCUGGUUUGGAAAAUUCAGUAGUGUUGUUCAACAAUUUGGCAUGUCUCGCAGUGAAGUGGAUCAUUCAGUUUUUUAUCGUCACUCCAGUGCUGGAUGUAUCUACUUAAUAGUGUAUGUUGAUGACAUUGUUCUCACAGGAAGCGACAACCUUGGCAUCUCCCUCUUAAAGCAACAUCUUUGUCGUCAUUUUCAGACCAAAGAUCUUGGAAAACUCAGGUAUUUCUUGGGUAUUGAAGUAGCACAAUCCAAUAGUGGUAUUGUCAUAUCUCAGAGGAAAUAUGCAUUGGAUAUUCUGGAGGAAACUGGAUUAAUGAAUUCUAAAGCAGUAGAAACACCCAUGGAUCCUAAUAUUAAACUUCUACCUAAACAGGGGGAGCCUUUCUCAGAUCCUGAACAGUACAGACGGUUAGUUGGAAAGUUGAAUUAUCUUACUGUUACUCGUCCUGAUAUUUCCUUUGCUGUUAGCGUGGUGAGUCAAUUCCUUAAUUCCCCAUGUGAAGAACAUUGGAAUGCAGUUAUUCGCAUAUUAAAGUAUAUCAAAAGCUCUCCUGGAAAAGGUUUACUAUAUGAUUCCAACUCUGAUACAAAAGUUGUAUGUUAUUCAGAUGCUGACUGGGCAGGAUCUCCUUCCGACAGAAGAUCUACUUCCGGAUAUUGUGUCUCAAUUGGUGGUAAUUUGAUCUCUUGGAAGAGCAAGAAACAAAGUGUUGUGGCAAGAUCUAGUGCAGAAGCAGAAUAUAGAGCUAUGGCUUUAGCCACAUGUGAACUUGUUUGGCUUAAGCAAUUGCUUCAAGAAUUGCAAUUUGGAGAUGUCACUCAAAUGACACUCAUAUGUGACAAUCAGGCUGCUCUUCAUAUUAGCUCUAAUCCUGUCUUUCAUGAGAGGACCAAACACAUUGAAAUUGACUGUCACUUCAUUCGAGAAAAAAUCCUAUCCGGGGACAUCAAGACCGAGUUUGUCAAUUCAAGUGAUCAAUUAGCAGAUAUUUUCACUAAGUCCCUUCGAGGACCUAGAAUUGAUUAUCUUUGUAACAAGCUUGGUACAUACGAUUUGUAUGCACCAGCUUGAGGGGGAGUGUUAGAUGAUAUAAUAUUGUGUUUAAUAGUUGGGCUCAGCCCAUUAUGUAUUUCUGGGAUUUGGCCCAUUAUCAAUAUAAAUAAACUGUCCUUUGUGUAGGGUUUACACAAGGGAGAUUAAUCCUAAAACCCUAUUU
Molecule: messenger RNA, 5049 nt
Organism: Vigna unguiculata (cowpea)
Lineage: Eukaryota; Viridiplantae; Streptophyta; Magnoliopsida; Fabales; Fabaceae
Gene: PRP39
Product: Tetratricopeptide repeat (TPR)-like superfamily protein
Biological process (GO): RNA processing; mRNA 5'-splice site recognition
Cellular component (GO): commitment complex; U2-type prespliceosome; U1 snRNP
Molecular function (GO): pre-mRNA 5'-splice site binding; protein binding
Source: RefSeq, a predicted model, not a curated record